Molecule: messenger RNA, 972 nt
Organism: Penicillium verhagenii
Lineage: Eukaryota; Fungi; Ascomycota; Eurotiomycetes; Eurotiales; Aspergillaceae
Exons: 4
Coding region: 1-972 (323 amino acids)
Source: RefSeq, a predicted model, not a curated record
AUGUCCUCUCUUCUGAUAUCGGAGGACAAUCCGUUUCAAGUGUUGAUUGAAGAGGCAAAAGAUGACCCGACUACGUUGCAGCUGCGCUAUCAAGGUCACCGAGUGGCCCGGAACGAACAACAACGCGCAAAGAUUCUAGCAGAAAAUUUUCCUGGGUGGUCUCUAGACGGGAUUCUUAAACGACUAGAUGGCCCCGAGAAAGAGGAUGGAUACGUUGAUCCUCGGAACUGCCUAGUCAUUUGGGCCAGACCACCCCCUCAGAUUCGGGACUUGAUUUGCUUCAUUCAAAGCGAAUUGAAGGAAGUCUCUCCAUCAAUUUGGCUUAUGCCUCCUGAGAAUCUACACACAACAGUGUUAGAAGUAGCCCAUUCUUUGACUGAAAAGGAGAUCGACGAUCUCGUCCAAAUUCUACAGUCUUCCAAGGAUGUGACUGCCGCGCAAAUUGCCGAGUACCCUGCGGCGCACAAGUCACGUCUACUAAAGCCGAUGGUUAGCUUUGAUGCCUCUGCAAUGGCUCUCAGUUUUGUUCCAGCUGCAGGCGAAUUGUUAGAUGGGAAACCGGACAACCAUGAUGAUAGCUACUCAUAUCAUCACCUCCGCCGGGAUGUGUUUCAGAUGGUUCGAGAAGCCAAGGUUCCUGUGGCUUCGCGGUAUAUCGUCCCUUCGGCACAUGUUACCAUUGCACGGUUUAUCAAUAACCGGGAUUUCCUUGCAAAGACAGCAGGGGGAGCAGAGAUUGACCUUGCACGCGUGAAGCUCCUUGUAGAGAAAAUCGGGGAUCUCCCAGCCAUUACUGUUGAGGUUGGGUGGUCCGAGUCAAUGGCGAACCUGCUGAAUGAUCUAAAUGUCCUUCUGGUAGGCGGAAAUGGCGCCAUUAAGGUCACUAUCGUUAUCAAGUGGAAAAGAGAACGUAUUGCAUCAAUGGGAGAAAGGCCGAGUGUGAUUGACGUUAUUGGCCUCUCCCAACAUUGA